AUGGCCUCAACUCGACAACUCGAUUCUACUCUUAGGACCCUCCAUGCCAUUGGGUGGGUUGGGGAGGGGGGUAAUGUGCGUAAUCAGCUUCCAAGUCAACACUACAUCAAGGACAUGUCGGCGGUUCACAAAUCCGCUUGUGGGUAUCUGCUCAUCUGGACAGAGUAUUUUUCCUAUUUAGGGCAAAAAAUCCAACAGGAGGCUGCAAAUCAAGCUAAAAUUGAUGUUUCUAAAGCCAAUAUGAAGGGUGAAAUUGGAUCCAAGCUUCGCCAAGGUCAGACGCUUUAGAAUGCAGCGAAGAUAGAUGCAGAGACGAAGAUCAUAGUGACACAGAGACAAGGACAGGGGAAGAAGGAAAAGAUAAAGGUGAAAACGGAGGUGAAGGUGUUUGAGAACCAGAGGGGGGCUGAAGUGGCUGAAGCAAAUGCAGAGUUGGCAAUGAAGAAGGCAAAGUGGGCCAAGGAUUCACAAGUUGAAUUUCUAUCUGUUUGACCUAAACAAAGGUACAAGGUACAAGAGGCGAAUUAGGAGCUUUACAGAAAGCAGAAGUCAGCUGAAGCAAUUCUGUACGAGAAGGAGAAACAAGCGGAGGGUCAGAAGGCAAUGGCGGAGGCGACACUCUACUCCCGCCAACAAGUCGCCGAUGACGAAUUAUAUGCAAAACAGAAGGAGGCAGAGGGACUUGUUGCUCUUGCUCAAGCUCAAGGUACUUACAUACG
Molecule: messenger RNA, 719 nt
Organism: Lactuca virosa
Lineage: Eukaryota; Viridiplantae; Streptophyta; Magnoliopsida; Asterales; Asteraceae
Source: the annotation of a GenBank genome assembly